Molecule: messenger RNA, 2788 nt
Organism: Labrus bergylta (ballan wrasse)
Lineage: Eukaryota; Metazoa; Chordata; Actinopteri; Labriformes; Labridae
Gene: lhx6a
Product: LIM homeobox 6a
Biological process (GO): forebrain neuron development; neuron differentiation; regulation of transcription by RNA polymerase II
Cellular component (GO): nucleus
Molecular function (GO): RNA polymerase II transcription regulatory region sequence-specific DNA binding; DNA-binding transcription factor activity, RNA polymerase II-specific
Source: RefSeq, a predicted model, not a curated record
UCCGCUCCUCUGCUCUCUUCGACUUUGCGUUCUCUCCUGCACCAACGGAGCCUUGGAGUAAAAACUGCCAACCCCUCAAUCUGAUUCAUUUCCUGUAGUCAGACUCUUUCCCUAAAGUGGAUAGAGGGGGGACACGGGAGAAAGGAAGAAAUCUUUCUGUUCUAAAUAAGGCUCUCUGGAGCAGCAAGCAGCUCCUGCACUCUGCAAAGAUUCAGAUCUUAUCCACUUUCUUUUAGUGGCAGUCACAACAUCGCUUACAGAGAAAUAGCAUUUUGCGUUCAAAACGACCCUGUGAGCCAGUUACCCGAACCCUGCACGCAUAGUACGGAUGCUACAAGUUCAGACGCCCAUCGCCGAGUCUUCUCCUGAAUCCACGCACCGAGUUUGGAGACACUGUACGCUGUGAGACUGCAGGGGUUCAUGUACUGGAAAAAUGAAGUUUUGUCCCCUCUUUCAGAGGGAAAUAAGAUUCUAUCCGAAGGAAUUCCCACGAAACAGGUGAUCUGUACGGAGCAUCAGGGCACACCGGGAGGCUCGCGCUGCAGUGUGGACUCGAAACACACGCCAAUGUCUCAUUCGGACGGAGAAUCGCAGCGGUCCAACAUGGAGCGGGAGGACACACGCUCGUCUCCCAGCACCCCGUCCACCCCCUCCGUGUGCUCGCCCAUCUCCACCACCAGCUCGGUGCCCUCCACCGGGAAGAACGUGUGCGCCAGCUGUGGGCAGGAGAUCCUGGACAGAUACCUGCUGAAGGUGAACAACCUGAUCUGGCACGUGCGCUGUCUGGAGUGUUCCGUCUGCAGGACGUCACUACGUCAGCACAGCAGCUGCUACAUCAAAAACAAAGAGAUCUUCUGUAAAAUGGAUUAUUUCAGUAGGUUUGGUACUAAGUGUGCCCGCUGCGGACGCCAGAUAUACGCCAGUGACUGGGUGCGGCGUGCCAGAGGAAACGCAUACCACUUGGCAUGUUUUGCCUGCUUCUCUUGUAAGAGGCAGUUGUCGACGGGAGAGGAGUUUGGCUUGGUGGAGGAGAAGGUUCUGUGUAGGAUCCACUAUGACACCAUGGUGGAGAACCUAAAACGAGCGGCUGAGAGUGGUAAUGGUAUCACAUUAGAAGGAGCCGUUCCGACAGAACAAGACAGUCAACCCAAACCAGCCAAAAGAGCACGGACGUCCUUCACUGCAGAACAGCUACAGAUCAUGCAGGCUCAGUUUGCCCAGGACAACAAUCCAGAUGCCCAGACGUUACAGAAGCUAGCCGACAUGACAGGCCUCAGCAGGAGAGUUAUACAGGUGUGGUUUCAAAACUGCAGAGCAAGACACAAAAAGCACACCCCCCAGCACGGUGGGGCUCCCCAAGGUCAUCCCCAGUCCAGGAUCCCCUCGUCCCUGCCUGAUGAGCUACAUUACUCCCCCUUCGGCAGCCCUGAGCGGGCGCGCAUGGUGGCCUUGCAUGGUUACAUCGACAGUCAUCCUUUUUCUGUGCUGACCUCUCAGGGUCUCUCUCACCAGGCCAUGUCACUGCCUCAGCUCCCCCUCAGCCGCUAGCGUUCCACCACUUUGGCCCCUUUGACCCCCAAACCUCUGGAUCUUGGAUCUGCCCUGGAGGUCACGCAGAAGUCAGCUUGGAGAAAAGAAACAUCUUUUGGUAGCCCUGACUAUUUGGAAACCGCAAAAAUAAUUGGAAGGCAGAGGAAGAAACCAAGAUUUAUCCGUCCUUGUUUUUUUUUUUUGUCACUUGGGGACAGGAAUAUCCCUCCUGAAGUCAAAAACGAGAAAGGAGCUUUCAUAAGCAGAAACUCACUGACUGAAUUUUACAACACCUUGAGGACCUGUUUUGCUACACAUGAUGUACAGCAUCCUCCACUCCACCGCACAUCCUCCAACUUAAAGGUGGAAGGAGUUUUAAAGGACUGAUAGCUGUCAGCUGUCAUAGAGGGGAAUAUGAAAGGGGACUGUUAUUGUGCCAGGCACACAGUAGACCACAUUAGAGGUAAGACUCCGCCCUCUUGUCUCUCUAAGCAACCAUGAAGGAAACCUACAUGUAAAAGAAAUAUGUUGACUGUUGAAAUAUUUUCAUUAGGAAUGACAUUGUCACGUCUCAAAAAAUUCCAGAUACAAAUUUUCAAGACAAAUAACCAGAACAUUUGAUUUUUGCAAAGUAAUGAAAAUAAUGUGUGCCUUAUCUUUUCCAUUGUUAUUAUUUAACACAAAUGACUUGGACUUUAAAUCUGCUAUUGUAAGAAAAUCUGAUUUUAUGUCUACAAAUGGCAUCUGGUUUGAAAUGAAGGAAAGGCACAAUGCCAGGGCAUUUAUAUCAAGGCUGUAACAUUAGAGGCAGUUGCUAAUACAUUUUAAACUACAAUCCAGCUACAUUUCUUUAAACCGCCAGAGAAACAGAGGGAAGUUUGAGAUAAGCGCACUUGUUGUUUCCUAUAAAAUUGAAAUGUUACAAGUUACAUAUUUUCAUAUUUCCAAAUAAUUGUAUUAUCACUAAUUUAUAAUUUCUACAGUUGCUUGUUCAGCCUCGGCGUGUGUGCACGAGUGUCUCACACACGAGGAGGAUAUUGAGUGUUGGUGUAUUGGUACAAUAUAAAACAGACUGGGUUUGUAUGUGUGUGUGUAUGUGUGUGUGUGUUUCAGUGUGCUUGUGUGAGUGUGUGUCCUGGGAGGGGUCGAGAGUGUGCAUCUGUAUUUUUGUGCCAUGGCCAUUGUGUGAAGAGCAGGAUCCAACAAGACCUCAAUGUUCAUGUAUUUAUUGAGAUGGUAAAUCCCUGUAAAGCACUUU